This is a messenger RNA of Marchantia polymorpha subsp. ruderalis, 3483 nucleotides long. NCBI's taxonomy places the organism in Eukaryota, Viridiplantae, Streptophyta, Marchantiopsida, Marchantiales, Marchantiaceae. The record is from the annotation of a GenBank genome assembly.
GGAAAGUGGAUUUUACGUUUACGAAAUUGAUUGACUUGCAAGCCAAGCGCAAUGGCAGCGUCAGCAAAUGUAAGAGUAUCUCUGGAGAUAUGAUGGGAUCUGGAACCUCUGGAGUUGACCUUCUGAUGCCAUCGCCUUUUGCAAAGUAAACCAAUCACUCCGAUCCUAGAGCUCAGGUAGUUAAACACUGCGGGAUUUUAAGUUGCGGAUGCUUCUGGAAGACAUAUGUGGUGGCGCGGCUUGGCUAAGAAUUCAGUUCUCAGAAGGUUUCGAUCUGAAAGUUGCUCACUGCAUAUUCAUGGAGUAUCGAGCCGAAAUGAUACCAAGUAAGGUGUUGUAUUGUAUUCUGAGCAGGAAUCAGGUCUGCAAAAUUUUUUCUGAAUGACGAGGCCACCAAGAAAUUAAUUCUGAAGAGAAUCAGUAAUCAGUGGAGUCUAUUCGGCGCUCUUGUACCCUAAAUCUUCGCCUUCUUGAACUGUGCACGGAAGAAUCUGCCUGAAGUAUCAUGUCAGAGAAAGUGCUAAUCGACUUACUGAUACGUGAACAAAGCCUGCCAAAUUCCAAUUUGAGUCCUUUCGAAGAACAAAUGUUGACAUUCUUUUAGACAGGAUAGGGUUUCAGCGGAAGGUCCAGUGCAUUCACUCAUUGACAUCAGAUUGAUUUUGUGAGAAUCGAUCGUUCAUCGGUGAGGAGGAACGAAAACUCGAGGCUUAAUGACCCUCCUGACCGUGAAGUUCUGGACAAUCUGAUGAAGGCUAGUCAAGAAAAAGGAAUAUAAUUCGCGAAAGGAAGGUCUCAAAGGGCCAACGAAGGGGACGAUGGUGAGCCCUGGAACGUAUGCUGCAGUAAGUGCAGCCUGUGCCGUGGCGGUGAUAUACCAUGCCGUCAGCACAAGACGGCAAUUCUAUCCGGUUAUGCUGUACCUAUCGCACUCCAAAAUCAGUCUCCUUUUCCUUCUAAACAUGGGUUUCGUCAUGAUGUGCGGCCUGUGGCAAUUGGUGAACAUGAUCUUCUUAGGGCCCCUCAGGGAAACGGAAGUGGAGAGGCUGAAUGAACAGGUGUGGAGGGAAGUUAUGGAAAUUCUUUUUGCCAUGACUGUCUUCAGAGAAGAAUUCAGUCUCUACUUCAUGUUCUUGAUCACGGUACUUCUGUUUAUGAAAGCGCACCAUUGGCUGGCUCAGAAAAGAGUGGAGUAUAUUGAGACUACACCAUCUGUGCCCACUCUAUCACAUGUACGCCUCUGCACCUUCAUGGCGCUACUCCUGACGCUCGACUGCCUAUUUUUCCAUCGUUCAUUCUCCCACCUACUUAAGACCAGAGAAGCCUCCGUAUCCCUCUUCUUUGCGUUUGAGUACACAAUUCUGGUAUCGACCACAAUUGGGACUUUCAUCAAGUAUGCUCUUCAUAUGGGAGACACCUACAUGGAGGGACGAUUCACUGGCAAGGCAGUUUGCCUUUUCUAUCUGGAGCUAGUGCAAGAUCUACUGCACCUCUCCCUCUACCUUCUUUUCUUCCUCGUCAUUUUCAUGAACUAUGGCUUACCUCUUCACUUGGUCAGAGAGCUUUAUGAAACUUUUCGAAACUUCAAAAAUCGGAUUGCUGAUUAUUUACGAUACAGACGACUGACCUACAAUAUGAAUGAGCGUUUUGCAGAUGCUAACGCAGAAGACCUGAUUCGUGACGCCACCUGCAUAGUGUGUCGUGAGGACAUGGUGGAAGCUAAAAAGCUUCCUUGUGGACAUCUCUUCCAUAUCCACUGUCUGAGACAAUGGCUGGAGAGACAAAACACAUGUCCAACAUGUCGAGCUCCUGUGCUAGGCCCUGACGAUGAGCCUUCUAUAGAUCAGCUUGAAGAAGAGCAGUUUGAAAACGAGGUGCAAGCAGAAGAAGGCGAGAUUGAUUUUACGCCAGAAAACGCUGGUGAAAAUGCAGAUGGUAAUGCAGAGUAUAAUGUGGAACCUGCGGUUGAGAAUGCUACAAACUGGUCACAAGUGCAUGCUGCAGCAACAACGGCAGCUGCCAACUAUGGGUCAUCUUUUCUUUUGCCAGUUUUAUCACGUGGCUAUUCUAUCUGGUAUCCAAUGUUACUGCCAAGUUAUACUCAAGCACACACAUCCGGCCAAGCGAAUAUGGAUGUAACGGGGAGUGGAGAGGAACUUUGCAAUGUUGCAAGCAGCCUAACACGGGACACGUUUUGUCCAGCAUUGAUGGUAAAUGUAUAUAAUCAACACAACGUGCUUCAGAGAUGGAUUUGGAAGCAUAAUAUGGUACAGACAGCUGAACUCUUCAGCCAGUUGCAACAAAAUGCGAUGCAACCUUGUUUCCUCCCACAUGCAUCAUCAUCUGCUUCACCUCUUGUUGACCCCAACUCAUCAUCUAGGAGUUUGAUACGGGAACAACAAGCGGAAGAUGCUCAAAACAAUCUCCACCCCAGUUGUGCAAACUCUGAUUCUCAAAAUGAUGUCCAGCUCACUUAUUUGAGAGGCGUCUCUGAGAUAUUGGAAAGACAUUUACAGCACUGUGUUGAACUCCAGCAUCAAAUAGGAGCCUUAACGCUGGCACAGCCCUCGUCAAUCUCCAGAGACACUAAGGAAGACAGUAAGGACGGAUCUACAGUUUUUCAUCUUCGUGAACUAAAUGAAGAGUCCGAAAGCCGAUCGCGUGUUGAGUUGGGAGACACUGCAGCCUCGAAGAACGAUUCCUUGUCACUGUCUACAAAUCCCCUCUACAAUACCAGUCUCCCGUCCUCAUCAAGUUCUUCAACAGGGAGAGCAGACACCUAAGUCCUUUCAAGAUGGAAUUGUAGCUAUCCAUCAAGACCUUGGAGAAUCAGUGGGAAAAUUGGCUAACGACACUGUCUACAACUCAGAAAUGACUCAUUUCUAAUUCGAAUGGAUUCUCGUUUUUCGACUGCGUAGAAUAGUGAUCUCAUGUCGAUUAAAGGUUUACGAUGUGAACUGAGAUGUCAUCAAGGUGCUUUAUCGCUCAUUUCAAACCCUUCAAACUGAGCUCGAUCAUCCGAUCGGAGCAGUUGGAGGGUAUUCUAGAACAUGUAGAGGCUUAGACGUGCGAGGUUCACAAGGACACAACUCAUCAGCAGAAUCAGAUUUAUAUACCUGUUCAGAAUUUCAAUCACUUAACUACCGUCGAACAAAUGCUGAAGAAAUUCUAAGGGCCCGCAAGGCCUGUGAAGAGAAUCGAAAAUUGAAGCGUUCUGUAGGAUGCAAAUGUGGUAUAUAUAGUAAAGGGUUGGAUACAUCUUUUGUAGUAUCGAGACCUAUGAAGGUUUUGUUACAAUUCAUUUUAUGUAGCCAAACUUGGAUUUAUUAGUGAUAGCUGCCAGACAUCGGAAAAAUCAUUUUGAGCAAACAACAACAGUGGGGUGGUGAAGCAAGAGACAAUAGGAUUUUUUGUUACUACAUUUCAGAAUACGAUCAACUUGUCACGUCAUCUAAGUAUAAAGGAAUUCCAUUAUAAAACCUG